AUGGAGAUCUGCAGGAAUGAUGAUUUUUUGAUAAUCUUAGAAAAAAACGAGUUGCUUGUAGUGGAUAUUCUGACACUGUCUGUAUUCCACAGAAGGGAGUAUGGGGCAGGGUCGGUCAUAGGAUGCUGUAGCGAAUAUGCCUUUGUUGGAAAUGGAUGUGCGGUUGUGGCAUUAUGCCUUCUUGAUCUGAAGGAAAAGGUGGUGUGUGAAAUGAAAGCACCUGUAACAGCUAUCUUCCAUUUAGACGGAUUCGUGUAUUGUGGAAGUGAGGAUGGAACAAUCCAUGUUUACGGAAUGGCAGAAGAGAAUGAUAAGAGAGAAGCAAAGAGUGUCGGGGAGUCUUUAUGGUCUGAGAUAUCGAACGAGAUGUUUCCAGAAGAGGAUUUCCAGUGCAGGUUCGGGUUUAUAAAAAGUAUGAAGCAUCCUGGGCCUGUGACCCAGAUAUGUAGCGAUGGAACAGAAGUAUUUGUGGCAGAUCUUCGGAACAAAAUAACGGUGUAUCCUUCCAAGAGAACAUAUGAUAUCAGAAGUCCAAAGCUUAGGUACAAGAACUAUAUAUUUGCAAGUGAAAGAAAUAUGCUAUACUGUAGAACACGGAAUGCGUUUGCCACAUACCUGACCGUGGAGAAGCCAAUAAAUAGUUACACCUUUAGUAUGAACGGAGGGAUUCUAUUUGCACAAUGUAGAAAUGAUGUGUAUGUCAUUGAAUUCAACACUAGGAAAAUCAUAAAGAAAAUACAUGUGCCAGGAAGGUUUGUAUAUGAUGAUGAUAGAAACAGAUUGGUAUGGUUUGACGGAAAGAAGUUUUCUUCUAUUGAGAAUGUUCUUGAGAACGGGUAUGGGGGGAUGGAAGAUGUGGUGUUUAGAGAAGACGAGCUUGCUGAGAAGAAAAUAAGAGUUGAGGAAGUUGUGGAUGAGGGGUUUUUAGAGAGGCACAAGGGAGACGAGGAACGGAAGAGAGCUCAAAAAAGAAGGUACUUCAAGGUUUCUGAGUCGUAUGGGCCUAGUGAAUGGAGUAACAAUGAAGAAAGAAAAAGGAUGAUUGAUUCCGAUGAGUAUUCAGAGGAGGUGGGAGAUAAGAGCAAGAUAAAGGAGAGUAGUCCAAUGCCAAAAGAAGAGGCAGAAAACCUACUAUAUUACAACUCCGAAGGAUACAUGAUUUGCAUUAGGGGAGAAAGCUUUGACAGGGUGGAAGUUAUCUAUCAUGAUAUCUCUCGAAGAAAGAUUGAGGUGCCUAGAAUCUGUGGAUGUGUCUUAGGAUCCUUUUGCAAAGACAAUGUUGUAGUUGGGGAUGGGAAGAAGAUAUACUACACCGGGAAGUUUUCUAGGUGGGAGAAAGAGAUCGAAGCAAAGAUGGUAUCUGUUUCCGAGAAGAUGGUGGUUGUUUUUUCUGGGAUUCUACAAGUCUUUGGACUCGAUGGAACUGAGGUGUUCAACUGUCUUGUUCCGGAUGUCCAUGCAAUGUGCUGCCACCUUGGCAUUAUUGCGGUUUUUUGCCGGGAAUUGAUUCUGAUUGAUUUAUUCAAGUCAACCGAAAGACUUUUUUUGCCUUCGCCUGUUGAUUUUGCUUGUUUUGAUGAAACCGGAAGGAUUUUUUAUAGGGUUGGUGGAAGAAUGUACCAAGUUUACAAUGGAUUGCCUGUAAGAGUGUGUGAGGUCCAAACACGACCAUUAGCUGUGGUUAGAGGCAGCGUUAUUUCUCUAGGGGCCUCCAGGAAGUUAUUUCCAUCUCCUCAUGUCGAAUACACCAAGUUUGAUGUAUUUGACCCAUUUGAGGUUAAGAAUGAGGCGAAAGAAGAAGAUGUGCCCAGCCAUGAGAAUCAAGAGAAUAAGGUCAUGGAAGUAAGCAAGAGCAAAAGAUAUAACCCUCUUGGAAAAUAA
Molecule: messenger RNA, 1881 nt
Organism: Encephalitozoon romaleae SJ-2008
Lineage: Eukaryota; Fungi; Microsporidia; Unikaryonidae
Exons: 1
Coding region: 1-1881 (626 amino acids)
Molecular function (GO): protein binding
Source: RefSeq, a predicted model, not a curated record